AAGAGUGUUUACAUUUUUCCGGGAACGAAAGAAGAGAAAAUUCGGGAUGGAUUCUGGGCUUUCCAGCCGCAAUAACAUGGGAGGCCAUCAAAUGUCGCGUUCCUACUCCAAGCAGGAUGGCUCCAAACAGCAAUCGCGCCAAGCACUGCCCAUCUACUCCGUGCGCAAAUCAUUGAUGGAGUUGAUCCGCAAGUCACCCACGACGAUCGUGCUGGGCGAGACGGGCAGUGGAAAGACGACCCAGAUGCCCCAGUUCAUCUACGAGGCCGGCCUGAACGGGGACAAGAUGAUCGGUGUCACACAACCGAGACGCGUGGCCGCUAUCACAGUCGCAAAGUGGGUGGCCAUGGAAACGGGCUCCAACCUGGGCGAGCAGGUCGGAUACACGGUGCGAUUUGAAGAUGUGACGUCCGAAAACACGCAAAUCAAGUACAUGACCGAUGGUAUCCUGUGCCGGGAGGCUCUGUCCGAUCGGCAGCUACGGAACUACAACGUGAUCAUCCUCGACGAGGUGCACGAGCGUACCGUAUCGACAGAUAUCUUGCUCGGAAUUGUAAAGAAGGCCCAACAGACGCGAGCCGCCAAACGAAUGUCCCCGCUCAAAGUGAUCAUCAUGUCGGCCACGAUGGAUUGCGAUCAUUUUGCAAGUUACUUCUCCGACUGCCCGAUCGUGUACCUGCAGGGACGCACGUACCAGGUCAAGGUGUACCAGAUGGUCGAAAAGAUGCACUAUAUCGAGGCCUGCCUUAAAACGGUGGUAGAGAUCCACCAGUCCCAUCCGGCCGGAGACAUUCUCGUGUUUUUGACCGGCCAGGAGGAAAUCGAUGCGACGGUCAAUAAAAUGCGUCGUCUAGCGAAGUUUUUUGCUUCGGAUUUACCCAAGCUAGCCGUUUAUCCGAUGUACGCCGCACUGCCACAGACCCAACAGCUGGACGUGUUUAACCCAGCCCCGGCCAACGUUCGCAAAGUGAUCUUUGCGACAAACAUAGCGGAAACCUCGAUCACCAUCAACGGUAUCCGGUACGUUGUGGAUUGUGGCCGAGCGAAGGUGCGCACAUACGAUCCCAUCACGGGACUGGAUAUGUUGAAGGUCCAGUGGGCAUCCCAGGCACAGGCACACCAACGCACAGGACGUGCUGGGCGCGUAACGGAUGGUAUUUGCUUCCGCACAUACACCCGAUCCGAUUACGAACGGAUGGACAAGAUGACUGUGCCAGAGAUUUUACGCUGCAAUCUUGCCUCCACCAUACUGCAUCUGCUCGUGCUGGGAGUCAGCUAUAAGGAUUUCGAAUUCAUCGAUCGUCCCCCGGAAGAAGCGAUCGUCGGUGCCCUACUUGAACUAAAAGCACUGAACGCGAUAUCAUCAGUAGAAAACCCGAUCCUCACAGCGCUCGGCAGCAAAAUGGCACGCUUCCCGUUGGACCCAAAGUACUCCAAGAUGCUGCUGGCCGCGCCAAAGUUCGGGUGCCUCGAGGAGAUGCUAACCAUCGUUGCCAUGCUUUCGGGAGAGACCAUCUUCACGAACAGUACACAAAAGCGGGAGCAGAUGCUGAUUGCACACUCGAAGUUUUACGACAAAACGGGUGACCACAUAACGCUGCUGAAGGUGUUUAACGAGUUUAAGACCAAGAGCAAACCGAAGAUGUGGUGCUUCGACAACUUCCUGCACGAGCGUAAUCUCACACAUGUGGCCUCGGUAAGGGAGCAGCUAAGCGAGAUCUGUAAAUCGCUCGAGAUGCCAAGUAGUUCCUGCGGCAAGGACACGAUACCGGUGGCAAAGUGUUUGCUGACGGGGCUGUUCGCUAACGUGGCCACCAAACAACCGGAUCAUCUGUACGUGACCGCCACCAGUUCCUUGCGCGCUCGCAUCCACCCAUCCAGUGCCAUCUGCGGCAAGUUUCGGCCGGCUAUGGUCGUCUACACGGAGCUCGUGGCUACCCGGCUCAACUACCUGCGCUACGUAACGGAAAUCGAACCAGAGUGGUACGAAGAGGUGGUACCAUCGAGCGUACACCAGUCGGGAACCAGCGAAAGUGUCUUCCGAGCGUACGCUACGCACAAAUGAAUACUCCUUUUCGAGAGUAGUCGAGGAGGGUACUAGGUUUAAGGUUUUGCGAUCAUCACAGAACGGUGAUAAUUGGAAAUAAAUUGUACAA
Anopheles aquasalis is the source of this 2156-nucleotide messenger RNA. RefSeq names its product ATP-dependent RNA helicase DHX33 (gene ath). Lineage: Eukaryota; Metazoa; Arthropoda; Insecta; Diptera; Culicidae. Gene Ontology annotation, molecular function: helicase activity; ATP hydrolysis activity; ATP binding. Gene Ontology annotation, biological process: positive regulation of transcription by RNA polymerase I. Gene Ontology annotation, cellular component: intracellular anatomical structure; nucleolus. The record is from RefSeq and is a predicted model, not a curated record.